Molecule: messenger RNA, 613 nt
Organism: Nematolebias whitei (Rio pearlfish)
Lineage: Eukaryota; Metazoa; Chordata; Actinopteri; Cyprinodontiformes; Rivulidae
Gene: snrpd2
Product: small nuclear ribonucleoprotein D2 polypeptide
Exons: 3
Coding region: 121-477 (118 amino acids)
Biological process (GO): spliceosomal snRNP assembly; RNA splicing
Cellular component (GO): precatalytic spliceosome; U1 snRNP; catalytic step 2 spliceosome
Molecular function (GO): RNA binding
Source: RefSeq, a predicted model, not a curated record
AGUUUUAUCCACGCGAAUCAGGCUCAUUCGAAUCGUUGUUGAAACGAAGAACCCGGUGGAGUCGGGCUCAAUACAGCUUAAGAAAAAGAGCAAACAUCAGUUCUUAUAAACAGUCCAGCCAUGAGUCUGUUAACGAAACCCAAAUCUGAGAUGACUCCUGAAGAGCUGCAGAAACGUGAGGAGGAAGAGUUCAACACGGGGCCCCUGUCUGUGCUCACCCAGUCAGUGAAGAACAACACUCAGGUCCUCAUCAACUGUCGCAACAAUAAGAAGCUGCUCGGGAGGGUCAAAGCUUUUGACAGGCAUUGCAACAUGGUCUUGGAGAACGUGAAAGAAAUGUGGACCGAAGUUCCUAAAAGUGGGAAGGGAAAGAAGAAGUCGAAGCCCGUAAAUAAAGACCGCUACAUUUCUAAAAUGUUCCUGAGGGGCGACUCUGUGAUCGUCGUGCUGAGAAACCCUCUGAUCACAGGAAAAUGAACUCUUUAGCGGUUCCCUGCUGGAAUGCAUUGAAGUUUGAAUCAAGUUGUCGUGAUAGUCUUUUUUUUUUUUUUUUUUAACUUUUUUGUUUUUGGAAACCUGUCAACAAAUUGAUGUUUCCACUUUUGAGAUAGAG